Didymosphaeria variabile is the source of this 1404-nucleotide messenger RNA. RefSeq lists its product as uncharacterized. NCBI's taxonomy places the organism in Eukaryota, Fungi, Ascomycota, Dothideomycetes, Pleosporales, Didymosphaeriaceae. The record is from RefSeq and is a predicted model, not a curated record. Gene Ontology annotation, biological process: transmembrane transport. Bases 1 to 1404 code for a protein of 467 amino acids. The transcript is spliced from 4 exons. Gene Ontology annotation, molecular function: transmembrane transporter activity.
AUGUGCCUCGUUCCCUUCGUCGCGAAUUUCACAAGUGCAUCUAUCGCCAGCGCGCUCCCGAUAUAUGCUGCCACGCCCAUCUUUGGCUUUCCGCCGAAGCCAUUCGCGGAUUUGACGCAUUUGAUUGCUGUCAAUAUCCUCAUGCUGGGAGUGUCGAACCUGUUUUGGGUACCACUUUCAUAUAUCCUCGGGAGGCGACCCGUCAUCUUGCUGAGCUUGCUAUUGUUGGCAUUCUCUUCAAUGUGGGCUGGGCUUUCGACGAGCUUCGAUAGUCUACUUGCAGCCCGGUUCUUCAUGGGUAUGGGGGGUGGCCCUGCGGACGCUGUCUCGCCUGAUGUUGUUGGAGAGAUAUUCUUUGUGCACGAGCGCGGUAGAGUCAUGGCCUUUUACACCGUCUUCCUGGCGAUGGGCUCCUUUGUCGGACCUAUCGCUGGAGGCUACAUCGCCGCACACGACGGUCUCGCCUGGAUCCAUUGGACGAACGUCAUUCUCUCAGCCGUCACUUUCGUGAUUUGCUUCUUCCUGCAGCCCGAGACUCUAUACGAGCGCCCAAUUCCCUCCACGUCGGAGGCUACCGAAACGAUCAACAAACCUAUAGCAGAGACGAAAGAAGACAUUGGCGUCAGGGCCAGCGCAACUGCAAAUGAACAGUCUUCGUAUGCUCCGUAUACCUUCCUUCGCUCCCUCAAGCCCUUCACCUACCACGGUGGCGUCGGCCGAAAGUUCCUCGCUCCAUACCUAACCCUUCGCCUACCAGGCGUUUGGCUAGUGUCACUCUGGUAUGCUGGGCUCGUAGGUGCCAUAGUCACCAUCAGCACUGUAGGUUCCCAGAUCGCCGCUUCGCCGCCGUACCUCUGGGGUGCAGACUCGGGCCUCAUCAACUGCGGUGCGCUCGUUGGUGCCGUCCUAGGAUGCGUCUACACCUACUUCGUCGCCGAUUUCACUACGAAGCGGCUAGCGAAGAAGGACAUCCAUGGAUAUAGCGAACCUGAGUCUCGUAUUGUCACUGCCAUUCCAGCACUGUUCAUCUCAACAGCCGGUACCAUUAUUUUCGGUGUCAUUGCUCAGAAUCCUUCACCUAAAGGGUGGGUAGGACUGGAGUUUGCGUUCGGUAUGGUCGCCUUCGGACUGAUGCAGGCGCCCAGUGUCGGCUUCAAUUAUAUCAUUGAGAGCUAUCCCUCGAUUGCGGGAGACUGCUUCGUAGCUGUUACAUGCUCCAGGGCUGUCGUUGCUUUUGCGUGGACGUUCUUUGUUGGUACGUGGACGCAGGAAGUAGGGUACGCAGAGCCCUUCGGUAUCUUUGGAAUGCUACUGGGGAUAUUUGGCUCAUUAACCGUGCCAUACUGGAUUUGGGGAAAGAGGUUCCGGAUUGCAACUGCAGAUUGGGUAGAGAGACUUCUCUAA